Messenger RNA from Daphnia pulex (common water flea), 2292 nucleotides. RefSeq lists its product as uncharacterized. Lineage: Eukaryota; Metazoa; Arthropoda; Branchiopoda; Diplostraca; Daphniidae. The transcript is spliced from 7 exons. The record is from RefSeq and is a predicted model, not a curated record. The coding region runs from base 1 to 2292 and encodes 763 amino acids. Gene Ontology annotation, molecular function: nucleic acid binding; zinc ion binding.
AUGGUGUCAGAAGUGCUCGACCCUGGUUGUGGGGUGAUUCGUGGUAAUUACGUGGUAAUUACGGCUCUGUCGUGUCAACGCUAUCCGUUCGUAUCUCAAGCAUCCCUUUUCGCACGUGGUUCAACUAAACUGUAUCCAGGCCAAUCGAGAACAUCCGUCCUCUCUCGUGCCAUGGCCCAAGGCUUGAAGUUCCCUGAUCCGUUUGCGUUCACGGCGCCUAAUUUGGCCGUGGAGUGGGCACAAUGGCGUCGUCAGUUUGAGUGGUACAUUAAAGCCACGCGUAAGGACGAGAAGGAUGAAGAAGUUUUGAUUGGAGUGCUGUUGUCCCUGCUUGGAAGAGAGGGAGUCAAGAUUUAUGAGACGUUACCGUUGACAGCGGCAAAUGCAAAGAAGAUUGCUGAAGUGUUAACUGCAUUCACGACGUAUUUUGAGCCCCUCAAAAGCGAAGUAUUUGAUCGCUUCCUUUUUCAUCGUCGUCACCAGCAACCGGGUGAGUCUUUCGACACGUGGCUGAUGGAGUUACGCAGUAUGGUAACGUCGUGCAAUUAUGGUUCGGACCCGGUUAUAGAGUCAGUGUUGCGGGACCAGAUUGUUUUGGGCGUGGCCAGUGAACAUGUGCGCGAAAAACUUUUAUUUGAAACUGACUUAAAGUUGGCUGCGGCCUGCAACAUUGUUCGCGCGUGUGAAUCAGCUUCAUCAAAACUGACCCAGAUGGCGCCACGAGGAGAGUCUACUGUUCAUCGCCUACAGGACAACCAGCCAAAAGGAAAGCAGGGCAUGAGCUCUUACAACAAGUCGCGUCAACCUGGCGGGAACAUGCAGCAGUAUGUUAAUUGUCAGGAUUGUGGCAGACGUCAUCGAAAAGAUCAAUGUUCUGCAGCAAGAGUGGUGUGCUUCGCGUGUCAGCAGGUCGGCCAUUUUGCAAAUAGGUGUCCGAAUGGGAGACCUCAACAAGGUACGUCACACCCUCGUAAGAUGGCGCCACCACCUGCACCUCCGACGGAUAACCGACAACCGACAAUGCGGCCUGCUCAACGCGGAACUUUUAUGCAACAGCAGUUGCACGCCGUCGAGGAGGAAGAGUUUGAUGGCCAGUUGACAGGAGCCAACGCAUUCUUGGGAGAAGAUUACGUCACUCAUCAACUCACCUGCACAGAAGAAAAAGUGGACGAGUGGUAUGAAGAUAUGGCGGUCGAUGAAAGUGUGUGCCCGAAUGGUGCUCCUUUAGAACCUGGCCCUCGAGUAAGAAACUACAGCGCAAACGGUGGUUAUCUGAAUGUUCUGGGCGUGUACAGGGGACAAGUGGUUCGCCGUGGAGUAGCUUAUGUGCUUCGAUUUGUGGUGGUUAAUGAACCUGGUCAACCAGCCAUCUUAGGGCUUCCGGCGUGCAAGUUAAUGAAGCUCAUCAAGCGUAUUCAUUCCAUCACCGUGUCGCCGCCACAACUACAGCCGCCAAUCGUGAAAGAGUUUGCAGACGUGUUCAACGGCAUUGGAAAGCUUCCAAUUGAACAUGAAAUACGCCUGGCAACUGGCCCUAAUCAUGUGGAUCCUGUGGUAUCGGCGGCGGGUCGUAUUCCGUUUAGUUUGGAGAAAAAGGUGUUCGACAAACUGGAUCAGAUGGUUGCUGACAACAUCAUUGCUCCAGUAGUCAAACCGACGGAGUGGGUGAGCAGAAUGCUGGUAGUUGGAAAACCUGAUGGAGACGUCCGUAUCUGUCUUGAUCCAUCUGACUUGAACAAGGCUAUACAGCGGCAACACUUCAUGGUACCGACGGUGGAACAGCUGUUUGGAAAGAUUGGAAGAUAUCGUUUCCUGCGGCUCCCGUUUGGCCUCACCUCGGCUCCCGAAGUUUACCUUCAGGCCAUGUCGGAGCUGUUCGGCGAUUUGCUCGGAGUGCUGAUUUACUUCGACGACUUUUUGGUGAUGGGAGAAACAAUGGAGGAACUGGAGUGUAAUCUGCGCCGAGUGCUGAAUCUGCCCUGGUUGGGUCAUGUGAUCGGAAAUGGAUCUUUGAAGCCUGAUCCUGAAAAAGUGGAAGCUAUUGUGAAGAUGCCGGCUCCUACGGACAAAAACGGGUUGAUACGCUUACUUGGAAUGGAUGCGGCAUGGGUGUGGGACGCGCAACAAGAUCAAGCCUUAAAUGCCCUCAAGUCCGCCAUUUCUUCGUUGCCGGUUUUACGUUUAUUUGAUCUUUCCAAACCGUUGGUGGUGUCAGUGGAUGCUUCGCCCAUCGGCAUUGGCGCAGUGUUAUUGCAAGAUGGCCAGCCGGUGGCUUUUGUUGAGUUUGAAUAA